Molecule: messenger RNA, 1007 nt
Organism: Achroia grisella
Lineage: Eukaryota; Metazoa; Arthropoda; Insecta; Lepidoptera; Pyralidae
Product: transmembrane protein 134
Exons: 2
Coding region: 132-626 (164 amino acids)
Source: RefSeq, a predicted model, not a curated record
CAAUCAAUAUGGCGCAGCAUGUUGUUUUAAAUUGACAGCUGUGUUUUCUUUCACAGACGUGAUUACUUGUAAUGUUUAUAUUGUAUUGUGAGACGAACGCGAGUGAACUUAAUAUUUAACAAUUAAUAACAAUGACUCGACCGUUUGGUAAUAGUGAUAAACGUUUUUCAAUUGACGAUGCAUUCGAAGAAGAAACCGAUGAAGCUAUAAAAGUGUAUGGUGCCACGGGCGAUAGAUCUCCUAUGCAGAAUAAACUCAAGAAUGGAGUCGAUUAUUUGUCAAGCAAAACCUACAAAUGCUCCGAAGACACAACCUCACGCGACUCAGACUCACUGAUACACGAGUAUGUGGAGUCCACACAGUCCAUGUACUGCUGGAACCAUCCCAAAGUGCGGGAGAAUUGGAAAACAGUCUGCGCUGCUGUCGUACUCCUUCUAGUCGGAGUAGCUCUCCUUGGGAUGGGCGCGUAUGCUGUAGCCGAACCUGAGAACGGCCUGCAGGGUGCGGUAUUCUUCGUAGCAGGCUUGAUAUGCUUCGUGCCUGGUGCGUACCACGUGGUAUAUAUCUGGCUAGCGGCGAGAGGACAGAGGGGAUACGAUUUCUACCACCUCCCGCUCUUCACUUGAUUCAACAGCAUUUUUAUAGUCAAUUGAAAUUUAAACUAAACGGAAAUGGAGUGCAAUAUUGUACGAUGGUGUUGCCAGGAUAGCUCUCUAAAUAUGUUAAGGCGUGUUCAGACAUGACUAGUAAUGUAACAUGUGAACAAACCUUGUUUGUGUAAAAUCAUGCAACACUAAGAGUGUUAUAUUUUAAAGCGAACUUCUAAAUAUUAAAUUAAUCUUGCAAAAAGAAUAGCUAGAAUAAGAGUAAGAGCUCUAGAUGUAUUUAUCUCUUUCUUUAUAGAAACUAAAAAAAUUGUUAUUAUUUAAAAUGGUUCGAAGUCUUAAAGAAAGCAGUGGAAAGAAACAGGGCAAAAUAUUUCAAUACAUAAAAUAGAUUUAAUAUAC